AUGAGUAAAACUGCCACCCCAUUGUCUGCCAAUACGCAAAAGACCACGCAGCCGAGCCCUCUCCUGCUCUCCCCCUCCAAGCGGAGAUGUCUCGCAGCGAUCGAAGCCGCGACCAGAGCCUAUUCCACACCUCAACCUACCGCAAGCAGGAAUCCAGAGAAAUCUCCCUCGGAAACAGCAGUGCCCGAUGCGCCAUCUGCGGCGGAGAUAUGGAAGUGGACAUUGUCCAAGGACGCCAUGGCCCCGUGCUUUGCCAAGGAUGUGAUGGACAUGCAGGACAGCGGUGCUAAAGGUUGUGCAUCAAGACGCAGAGUUUUUCUGGCUUGGCCGGGUACCGUGUCGUUCGGUGCACCUUGUCGGCCUGCGUAUACGAAUCGUGGGCGAUCUACUCGCGUACAUGCCGCAUAUGGGUCCGUUCGUGAUCCCCAAAGCGGCCGCUUGGCUGCUGAUAAGGCCAGCAAGUUGUCGGUAGCGAGCCGCAAUCACCUCCACGCCUUAGACAUCCACCCUCGUCUGCAUACACGAGACCUCACCACGAACACCUUCCGCAUAUACCUCAAGCACUACAUGGACCACGCACCUCCGCUGCACGGCCGCGCUCGCUCACGCUCUGCGUCCCCCUAUCCGCCAAGCAGCAACCGCCGCGCCGGCAUGAUCGGGUCGGCGAGUGGUUUCACGAACCUCCUCCUUAAGAUGCAAACGAAGUCGUCAGCCUCUGCUCGGGCACGCGAAGAGUAUAUGCCGAGUUUCAUAUCUUCUGCCACCCUUGAUGGAGCGGGAUAUGCUCAUCUAUUGCUUGUAUGA
This is a messenger RNA of Laetiporus sulphureus 93-53, 804 nucleotides long. RefSeq lists its product as uncharacterized. The record is from RefSeq and is a predicted model, not a curated record. The coding region runs from base 1 to 804 and encodes 267 amino acids. The transcript is spliced from 6 exons. NCBI's taxonomy places the organism in Eukaryota, Fungi, Basidiomycota, Agaricomycetes, Polyporales, Laetiporaceae.